AACAUUCAAAGAUGGAUCAUCAUGUUUCUAAUUGGCGUUAGCACAGCUUGCGUUGCAGCCCUAAUUGACGUAGGCAUCAAUGCGAUAUCCAGUGUAAAAUAUUUGUGUUAUUUCCAAGAUUGCCUAGCUCAACCGUAUCUAAUAUGGUUGGCCCUUAGCAUUAGCUUGGUUUUUAUAGCGGCUGCUUUGGUUGUAUAUUUAGAGCCAGUGGCAAUUGGAAGUGGUAUACCUCAAAUUAAAUGCUUCCUUAACGGUGUGAAUAUUCAGCGAUGUGUCCGCUUGAAGACUUUGGUCGCAAAAGCUGUUGGCGUUUUGUUUUCUGUAGCUGGAGGUCUCCCUGUUGGGAAGGAAGGCCCUAUGAUACAUUCUGGAGCUGCACUGGCCGCUGCCAUUUCUAAUGGCAAGGUGACCAUAGGAAAAUGUUCUUUCAAUAUUUUUCAUUACUUUCGUUCGCCUGUGGAAAAACGUGAUUUUGUAUCUGCAGGUGCAGCUGCGGGUGUUUCUGCUGCUUUUGGUUCACCUGUAGGUGGUGUAUUAUUUAGCUUAGAAGAAGGUGCCAGCUUCUGGUAUCAAUCAAUUACGUGGAGAAUUUUUUUUGCGUCAAUGACAUCAACGUUCACUUUAAACGUGAUACGAUCCUUCAUCCAUGGUAUGCCAUUUAAUUUAUCUUUCCCUGGUUUACUAGAUUUCGGUGACUUUAAAAAGGGUGUCACUUACUACGGUUAUGAGCUACCUAUUUUCUUCUUAAUGGGCAUUGUUGGAGGAUUACUUGGCGCAUUAUUUAAUUACAUAAACUAUAAAUUAUCCUUGCAUAGAAUGAGGAAUAUUCGAAAGAGCUAUUUAAAAUUAUUGGAGGCGAUCGUUGUUAUCAUUGUUUGCACAGCUGCUGCAUUCCUGGCUGUAUCGUUAAAUCAAGGCUGUCAGCCAAAGUAUGAAGCCAUACAAUCAGAACUGGAAACUUUUAAUUUUACAUCGUUUAAGUGCGGUAAUGGCGACUAUAAUACAAUGGCGACAUUGUUUUUAAAUACGCCAGAGAAAGCGAUUAAAAAUAUGUUUCACACACCACAAGGUCUAUACACUAUACCGACAUUAAUUUGGUUUACAGUAAUAUUCUUCUUCACCGCUUGUUGGACCUAUGGAGUUAAUGUACCCAGCGGAUUAUUCGUGCCUUGUAUCCUAACUGGUGCAGCGUGGGGAAGGAUUUUGGGAGAACUUAUUAACUUAAUUCCAGGACAAGAAUGGUCAAGUCCGGGAAGAUAUGCUCUCAUGGGAGCAGCGGCUAUGUUAGCUGGCGUUGUUAGAAUGACGAUUAGCAUUACUGUAAUUCUUGUCGAAGCUAUUGGCGAUAUUGCGUUUGGAUUACCUUUGAUGGUGGUUAUUUUAAUUUCGAAAUUAGUUGGUGAUUAUUUUAACGAGGGAUUAUAUGACAUUCACGUACAAUUAAUGAAAGUGCCUUUGCUGCCUUGGGAACCGCCAGAUUUAUCUGGUAGUUUGACCGUAAAAGAUUUAACUUGCGAAUCUGUAAUUACCUUACGCAAAACGGAAAGAGUGGCCGAUAUCUACACUGUUAUUAAAGAUGCUGAUUUGAGGCAUAAUGGCUACCCAGUUGUUGAUGACGAUGGAACUGCGGCUACCGCGAAUAAUACUAAUGUUAAAGGAAGACUUAUUGGUUUAAUCUUACUUUCUGAACUCAAGACCAUUUUAGAAUUACAGCUGUAUAAAAGCAACCAUCCCUUAAAAGACUACCGAUUGAAUGGGAAGGAUUUCGAUACCUUUAAACAUUUUUACAGCAAGCACGAUGAUUUUUCGUGUGAAAUCCCACCUGAAGAUAUGAAUAAGACUAUUGACUUAACCAAGUUUAUGAACCCGUCCCCGUAUACAGUAUACGAGAACAUGUCCUUCCCACGAUUGUAUAGGCUAUUCCGUGGUUUGGGUCUUCGUCAUAUAGUCGUGAUCAACAGCAAAAAUCAAGUAAUAGGAAUUAUCACACGUGUUGAUUUGGCGCGAUAUCGGCAUUCACAAGCUGGUGGCAAGGUUAUUAUGGAGAAAUUAGCCAUAGUAUAA
Molecule: messenger RNA, 2064 nt
Organism: Trichoplax adhaerens
Lineage: Eukaryota; Metazoa; Placozoa; Uniplacotomia; Trichoplacea; Trichoplacidae
Exons: 23
Biological process (GO): chloride transport; transmembrane transport
Cellular component (GO): lysosomal membrane; intracellular membrane-bounded organelle
Molecular function (GO): voltage-gated chloride channel activity
Source: RefSeq, a predicted model, not a curated record